AUGUCUGGCAGUAUAGUAACAACAUCUGAUCAAGAUACUUCUACGCCGAGGCGAUCAGUUGCCAGAAGGGCGUGUUUAUCGUGUCGAGAAAAGAAAAUUAAGUGUGAUGGUGAAGAUGUUAGCAGAAUGAAUAAUGAAAAUGCCAGCGAUCAACGUAUGCAACAUAACUCAAAUGUUUGUACAAAUUGUAAGUUUUUAGGGAUUGAAUGCGUUUUUGUACGAAGCAUGAGAGGAGGCAGACGAAAGAGGAAAGUUGAUUCUGAACAAGAGAAUGCUAAAAGUAUAAAGACAGAGACAAACAACGAAAAUACUACGGCCAGUACUAUAAAGAGCUCUCAUACUGGGUCAACGUACUCAGAGCGUGACUCACCACCACUUCCAGGUAUCAGGUCAAAAUAUGGACCUCCUUCACCUUCGUCGUUUUACUCUAUGCCGCUUGGCGAGCCAGGUGUUAGAGCAGAAAAGCCAAGAAGAGAGUACGUUGGAGAUGGUUACGGCCUGCAUUAUGCCUAUGAUUACAGGCACUAUCCUCCAGCACCACCUCAUCAUUUUUAUCCGCCAGCACCACCAGGGCCUCACAUGAUGGGCUACCCACCACCACCACCGGGUGCCCCACCUUUCUUCCAUCAUUUAGGGCCACCCCCAGGGCCACCACCACCAGGACCACCGCCGCCAGGACCACCGCCGCCAGGACCACCGCCAGGACCUCUGUACCAUCCUCAUUAUAGCAAACAUUAUUGGAAUGAUCACUCAACAAUUCCUGCUCCUAUGAUGGGCCAUUCACACCCUCAUACACAUCCACACCCACACCCGCAUAAACAUCCGCAUAGACAUCCACAUAAGCAUCUGCAUCAUAAGAAACAUCAUCAUUGGCAUGAAUAUUUAACCCCCCCUCAUAUGAUGGGCCAUCCACGUCCACUGCAUAAGAAACAACACUGGAGUGAUUACUCAAAACAACCUCAAAUGAUGGGGCAGCAUCACCCACGAUCUCCAUCGUACCGUGAAAAUGGUGGAAAGAUGAAACCCGAGUCUUCUAUGAGCUCUGGCUCGCCGAUAACUGCAGAUUCUCCAGGUCUUUCGAAGCCAGGUUCGGGUCGAUCGUCAAGAUCAGUAUCAAUUUCAAAUAGUGGACCAACUUAUCAAUAUGCGUCCAAAGAGGAUUCUGAAAGCCGUCAUCCUCCAUACAUUAUCCCUCGCCUAGAAGGAACAUUCACUUCGGGAUAUUCGCUGUCGUAUAAUUCUAAUGAUAGCAAGAAUGACACCAGGUUAUCAGACGGAUCAAGAAGUGCCUACGAGGCGUCUGAAAGUAUAUAUUCGCCCAAUCAAAGAGGUAUACAUGGCGAUGAAGAAGACUAUGAAAAACCAUUUUCAAGUUAUGAGUUAAUGAAAUAUGAGUUACCAAGUUGGCCCUCCUUAAACAAAUUGCUUGAUUAUUAUUAUAAAUAUAAUCAUUCCAAACAUCAAUUGCUAUCCAGCAAGCGUGAAUUGAUCAAGAGGAUAUCAUUAAAUUCUGAUAGCUCGAUUCUACAUGCAAUAAUUUCAACUGUUUGUCUAAUUGACGAUAAAUUUGAAUGUGAAACAUAUUGGGUCGAAAGGGUCUUUAAGUAUUGGGAUAACUUGAAUGAUUUUGGGAUGUUAUUAUCUUACAGCUUAAUAUCUAGAAAUUCUCUAGUACAAUCUGAUUUUAGUAGGCUAAACGACUUGAAUUCCAAGAUAUGGGGCCUUAUAAGAACGAAUAAAUACAUAGAUAUAGUCAAUGAACCUAAAGAAAAUCUUAAUUCGAGGCAAAGAUAUGAAAAAGAAAGAUUAAUAAGAAUAAUAUGGAACUAUUGGAUUAACCACGUUGUUCUUGUCCAAUUCAAACAAGGUUUCCCACGCUAUCAAUUAUCCAAAGAACAAGAAAAUGUCAAAUUAAACGAUGAAGUACACAAACACAUGUCUAAUUUAGCAUUACCAUUAAGUGAUGAAGAAAAUUUAGGAAUGCAAGGUAAAAGACAAUAUUGCGAGGAAUUGAAAACUAUUGAUUUGUCUAAGGAUGAAUUGGCCGACUCACAUGCUGUAAUAUUAGCAACUAGGAGAUUAGAAUCUACCAUCAACAAAAUAAGUCUGGAUGAAUUAACAGAGGAAUCAGGAUUCAGUAACGAAUUGAAUAAUUAUGUUAAUGAUAAGGUUUUAACAAUAAAUCAAAAUAAUACAGUAUUAAUUAUUAACUCAUCAUAUCUAUUGGCGAGCUUUAUAACAAAAACGAAUGAUUGUUUACAUAGUUCCUUUUUCAUCAGUGAUAUAAUGUUUUCUGGGAUAUCUAACCAUCAACCUGAAGCUAAUAGAUUAAUUUCGUUGGCAGAUGACUUUUCGGUAAGAAACAUAUUUAAUUUCGAUGGUUUAUCUAAGUUGAUUGAAGACUUGUCAACAUUUCAAUGGGAUUGUUUGACUAAUCUUAUUACUUCAAUCUCAGAUAUAAUGAAAUUGAUUGAACUUGGUAGUGGUACUUUACCAAACGAAGACUCUAAAUAUUUGGUUAUUAUAGGAGUUACCGCGACCGAUAGGGCUGAUAAUCGCCCCUGGUGGGAUAAUUCUGAGUUGGUAACAGAUCUGAAUGACUCGUGGUACAAAUAUCCUGAUUUUGCUCUUUAUUCAGCGUGUUCGUUAGUUUCUAUACUCGUCAGCUUAAUAAUUUUAACAAAAUUUGUUAAAUUCAAAAAAGACGACUCAAAGUUAAAGAUUGAAUUAUUAAAUACUAAUGCCGAACGCCAAUUGGACCUUCCUGCCAACCAUCAAUUUAUUGAUGAAUUCAAUGACGAUAUAAUGUUGCAAAAGUUAUCAGGCUUAAUUAGUUUCAUUAAGUUUAAAUUACAAUCAAAUAAUUAUAAAACAGAGCUAAUUAAUGAAACAAUGGAAAAGUUUGAUCAAAUAAAUCUCUACAUAGAGGAAACUUUAGGUACAAUUUCGACCAAGUAA
This is a messenger RNA of Debaryomyces hansenii CBS767, 2958 nucleotides long. It is a transcript of the gene ZCF31, whose product is annotated as Zcf31p. Lineage: Eukaryota; Fungi; Ascomycota; Pichiomycetes; Serinales; Debaryomycetaceae. Gene Ontology annotation, biological process: regulation of DNA-templated transcription. The record is from RefSeq and is a predicted model, not a curated record. The transcript has a single exon. The coding region runs from base 1 to 2958 and encodes 985 amino acids. Gene Ontology annotation, molecular function: DNA-binding transcription factor activity, RNA polymerase II-specific; zinc ion binding.